This is a messenger RNA of Lachancea dasiensis, 885 nucleotides long. Lineage: Eukaryota; Fungi; Ascomycota; Saccharomycetes; Saccharomycetales; Saccharomycetaceae. The record is from the annotation of a GenBank genome assembly.
AUGACAUUCACUAAAGCUGCUACUAAGACCAAAACCCUUUUGAAUGGGGUCAAAAUUCCUAUUCUCGGCUUAGGGGUAUACAAGGCAGCGAAAGAAGAGACUGAACGCAUUGUCUAUACUGCGUUGAAGCAAGGCUAUAGGCAUGUAGACAGUGCUGAAUUCUACGGUAAUGAAAGAGAAGUUGGGUUGGCAAUCGCCAAGUUUUUGAAGGACACACCAACUGUGUCGAGAGGUGAUAUUUUUUACACUACCAAAGUAGCUCCCACCUGCCUUGGCUAUGAAGAGGCCAAAAUGGCAAUUGCGCGGUCGUUGGAACGAGUCAAGGAAAUUGAUUAUGUGGACUUGUUCUUAAUUCACAGCCCAGUUCCUGACGCUGAAAAGCGCUUGGGUGCAUGGAAGGCGUUACAGGAAUAUUACGAACAAGGAAAGAUCAAAGCUAUCGGAGUAUCCAAUUACAAUAUCGAGCUGUUGGAAGAAUUGCUAAACUGGGAUGGCCUAAAGGUCACACCUGUGGUCAACCAGUUCGAAUUAAAUCCAUGGCUUGUUCGUAAGGAGCUGUGCGACUACUGUGUGAGCAAGGGUAUUGUCAUCGAAGCAUUUUCGCCCCUCACGAGAGGUUUCCGCAUGGAUGACCCAGCUUUGCAGCAAGUUGUGAAGAAAUCGCACCCAGAUAAAACUCCCGCCCAAAUCUUGAUCAGGUGGUCUUUGCAGAUGGGCUUUAUCCCCCUUCCUAAGUCAAGCAACGAACAAAGACUACUCGCUAACUUGGAGUCUCUGGACUUCGAGCUCAGUGAUGAAGAUAUGAAGAUCCUGACCCACGAAAACGAUUACUAUGUGUCUAAUCCUGCAUUCGACCCUAUCAGUAAGAAAUACCUCACUUUCUAG